GCGACUGAAAUGGGCGAAUGGGAUCUUUUGGGCCGCCUGCUGGACAAAGUGCAGAGCCACUCCACGGUGAUCGGCAAGGUCUGGCUCACCGUGCUGUUUGUCUUCCGCAUCCUGGUGUUAGGAACCGGUGCUGAAAAGGUGUGGGGGGAUGAGCAAUCCGACUUUGUCUGCAACACUCAGCAGCCCGGCUGUGAGAACGUCUGCUACGACCUCGCCUUCCCCAUCUCUCACGUUCGCUUCUGGGUCUUCCAGAUUAUUGCCGUGGCAACUCCCAAACUGCUUUACCUGGGCUACGUUCUUCAUGUGAUCCACGCUGAGAAAAAGAUGAAGGAGAGGAUGAAGAAGCAGGCCGAGUUGGACGACCCAGCCAGUCUGUUUCUCAGGAGGGCCUACAAAGUUCCCAAGUACACCAAGAGCACUGGCAAGAUCAGCAUCCGCGGCCGUCUCCUCCGCAGCUAUGUUCUCCAUCUUGUUGCCAAAAUCGCCCUGGAGGUUGUGUUCAUCGUGGGUCAGUACUUUCUCUACGGCUUCACCCUUCAGACUCGAUUUGUCUGCGCCAGCUUCCCGUGCCCUCACAAGGUGGACUGCUUCCUGUCGCGGCCUACGGAGAAGUCUGUCCUCAUCUGGUUCAUGCUGGUGGCGGCGUGCGUCUCCCUCGUACUUAAUGUGCUGGAGCUGAUCUACCUGUGCGUGAAAGCGGUGAAGGAGUGCUUGGUGAGGAGGCAGGACUACACCGUGACCGCUGUGACGCCUCCGCUCUUGGAAAGGAAAGCUUUUAGAAGCCUAGACGACGAGGCCAUCCAGAACUGUGCCAACCUGGAGCUGGAGCUCCAAGGGCAGAAGUUAGGGGUGAAUGGGGUCAACGAGGCCCCUAAGAAUGUGACGCCUGAGAACAACAACAUGAUGGGGGAGAUCCAUAUCUGAAGCACGGAGGCGGUAAUAGGCUGUACGUGUCCAAAGCCCCUGAAUAUCAAGUAAAUGUGUGUUUUGGCUUUGGGGAGGAAAUGGGUGUGUGUGCGAAGUAAAUAAAGAUAGAU
This is a messenger RNA of Labrus bergylta (ballan wrasse), 1037 nucleotides long. RefSeq names its product gap junction Cx32.7 protein-like. The record is from RefSeq and is a predicted model, not a curated record. Gene Ontology annotation, biological process: cell-cell signaling. Gene Ontology annotation, cellular component: connexin complex. Gene Ontology annotation, molecular function: gap junction channel activity. Lineage: Eukaryota; Metazoa; Chordata; Actinopteri; Labriformes; Labridae.